AUGGAGCAUACUAAAGACUUUAAAGUCAUCGUCGUGGGCGGUGGCGUCGCGGGCCUUACUCUAGCCCUUAUGCUAGAGAAGUUCGACAUCGACUACGUCUUGCUGGAGGCUCGGAAGGAGUUUGCUCCACAGGUCGGGGCUAGUAUCGGCAUGAUGCCAAAUGGUCUCCUCGUCCUAGAUCAACUAGGCUGUUAUGAGGACAUUGAGGCGAAAUCGCUAGGCUAUUCAUUUGACGACAUGCAUAUUCGAGCCCCCAAUGGCGAAUCCUUGGUUUGCAAUAGAUACAUGGUCUCGCAUCUCUUGAAACGUCAUGGUUACCCAAUGAUGUUUUUUGACAGGCAAUGGUUACUACAAGUUCUCCAUAACCGUGUUCAAUACAAGGACCGAUUGCUUGUGGAACACCGAGUCUCCCGAGUUAAGGUAUCUAAUUCAGGUGUUCAAGUGUCUACAGACAACGGUAAAACCUUCUCCGGUUCUAUUGUCCUUGGAGUGGAUGGGGUGUACAGCAACGUACGACGAGAGAUGCGGCGUGUUGCCAACGAGGUCCAACCAGGAUAUUUCCCGCCAGCCGAUGAGGACAAUGCGACUUGCAAUUACCAAUGCAUUUUUGGGAUCUCGAAAGACGUGGUUGGCCUUCCCGAUAACGAGCAGUGUUUGGUCACUGGAGAAGGGCGCUCGUUUCUGGUGAUGUCGGGUCCGGAACAGCGGGUUUACUGGUUCUUUUUCAACAGGAUACCAGAGCCUAAGCAUGGUGACGAGAUCCCCAAAUACACAAGGCAAGAUGAGGCGAAGCUCGUUAAAAAGAGUUGUCAUCUACCGAUCACGGAGAAGGUGACAUUUGGGGAUCUCUACGCGAAAAAGAUUUCAUCCACUUUGACUCCGCUGCACGAAUUCGUGUUCCAGAAGUGGUUCUUCCAGCGAAUUCUCCUGAUGGGAGACUCGGUCCAUAAGCCAAAUCCUAUUAGCGCGAUGGGAGGCAACGGUGCCAUUGAGACUGUCACAGAUUUCAUGAACUCUUUACUUGAAUUGCGAGAUGCGCGCAAACACGGCCUUCAGAAUUUGACCACCGAAGAAAUUGCUCAGCUUUUUGCAAAAGUACAGGAGACACGCAUGAAACGGUCUGAGGAAACCAUUAAGAACGCUCAUGAAAUGCAAUCCCUGUUUGCAUUGGAGAAGCCAACAUUAGCAAAACUGGCCAUCCAGUACAUGGGGUCCAGACUCGCUCCGGAUGAUGGUAUGUUGCAACAACUCGCUGGCCCUGUUAUCGGCAGUACCAAAUUGAAGCAACUUCCUGUGCCUUCACGACCUCGAGCAAUGCCUUUCGAUCACGAACUUCCAGGACAACCUAAGGGUACGAAGCACGCCGUUCGGCUUAGCACAAUUUUGACCAUUUAUGCCAUUCUACUCCUUCUGGUAUCGUUCAAAGGCACGUCUGUGAUGUUCAACAGUAUUACGGAUAAGGAAUCGAGGCUUUCUCUGCUAGAGCGAGCUUGGUCAGGAAGAAGAACGAUCGUUGAGGGGUACCAAGCAGCCACAGGCGACUCAAUGGCGAAAUUGCAGCCUAUAUACCUAGUGUCUCAACUCAUCUCCCCAUUGCUCAUCUACACGAUUGAGGGAUACCGAUCCAGCAACUUCGGCAGUGCUCUGGUGUUCCCUAGCAUCUUCACUAGCGGCAUGCUUGUCUUCGGCAUUAGCGGAAUCGCUCCUGUUCAUGCUAUACUGUGUUCCUGGAACUCACACACGACCCCAGUUAACCGCUUCGUUCCCUUAUGUGUUGCCAAGGUACUUGUACCUCUACUCACAGCUGGUUACAUCCUCCCGUCGCUUAUGAUGUUUCUGCUUCCCAUCAGUUCUCCUGGCUGGGAGGUUUACGGAGUCUGGAAAUUCCCGCCUUUGUUCUUCUCUAGUCUAACGGCUAUUGUGGUUCUCGCUGUGAGAUUGUGGCAGCUGAACAAGCAUUCAACAGUCGAAGGUCAAGAGGCCAUCAAUCGCGAGCUAGAGUCUUACCAAAACCGGGAUCUUCCUGUAUUGAAAUCGGCAUAUGAGUAUGCUUUUGCGACCCAGGCCACUGCUCAUCUGGCGACGCUUGCAUACGGCCAUUCUCUAGGCUUACCUCUAUUCGGCAUCGAUUUCACGGCCCUUGGCCUCAAUAAAGGGCCGCUGAACUCUGAUAUAGUUCUAGCAAGCCUAAGCAUCCUUGGGUAUUGCCUGUACGCCGUGUGGGAUUUGCGGCGAGCUGGGUACAUAAGGACCGAUCAAGCCAUCAAGGCCUCUCUGUGUACCAUUUCUGGCAGCUUUGUCGUCGGCCCUGGCGCCGCUUGGGCGGGUUUAUGGAGCUGGCGUGAAUCUAUCAUCGCUGACCUAUCUAAAGCCUAG
Molecule: messenger RNA, 2376 nt
Organism: Clonostachys solani
Lineage: Eukaryota; Fungi; Ascomycota; Sordariomycetes; Hypocreales; Bionectriaceae
Source: the annotation of a GenBank genome assembly